This is a messenger RNA of Dentiscutata erythropus, 354 nucleotides long. The record is from the annotation of a GenBank genome assembly. NCBI's taxonomy places the organism in Eukaryota, Fungi, Glomeromycota, Glomeromycetes, Diversisporales, Gigasporaceae.
AUGGGCUCUAAUAUUCACAUUAGUAAUUUAGUUUGUGAAUUUAUUGAGUAUCUCAAACUUUCAAACUAUAAAAUUGCUAUAAAUAAUUUACUUUCUAAUUCUAUAUAUCUCAAAUAUACCGAAGCAGGUGUUGCUAUUUAUUCAGGCAUAAAUCAUAAUAGUUGGAGAACAUGUGACAAUAUAAGUAGCAAUUAUGGUUUAUUUGCCAAAGAUGCCCUUUUGGUCUUGCAAAUAGACAUGAAAAAUAGUACAAAAAAACCACUUCUUUGUGCUGGUAAAUAUCGCAAUAGUUCUAAGCAUGUAAUGAUCUAUAGAGAUAGUAAUAGUGUAAAAAGACUUAAAAGAAUUAGGUGA